Molecule: messenger RNA, 3820 nt
Organism: Calypte anna (Anna's hummingbird)
Lineage: Eukaryota; Metazoa; Chordata; Aves; Apodiformes; Trochilidae
Gene: ACOX3
Product: acyl-CoA oxidase 3, pristanoyl
Exons: 18
Coding region: 552-2672 (706 amino acids)
Biological process (GO): fatty acid beta-oxidation using acyl-CoA oxidase; lipid homeostasis
Cellular component (GO): peroxisome
Molecular function (GO): pristanoyl-CoA oxidase activity; FAD binding; fatty acid binding
Source: RefSeq, a predicted model, not a curated record
UCACCCCAGGGCAGGGUGUUGGAGCUCCCAGCGAGACAGCUGCGGCCUCUCCACCUCACGGCGCUGCGGUCGCGGCCCGGGCGGGCGGUACGGGCGCGCCGACCACCUGUCAGGCCUGCGCGGAGCAGCAGCUGCCGUCGUGUGAGAAACUGCCGCGGGGCUGGACGGCGGCUGAAAAAUAUGGGGUUCCCGCUGCUCCCAGAACCAAACGUGUGCGGGAGGAUUUUUACCGCGUUGAGAAAGGGCUGCACGUCCCUGUGAGAGCGGCUGCGGUACUGGGGCGUGGAGACGCCUUCCUGACAGCGGGCUCAAAACUGGGGACGCUGGCUGGCGGCCUGACAGCCCCUCAGCUGCCCGACUCUUUGAGGAAACAAACCUCUACAUUUUUUUGUAGUAAAGCCCAGCACAUUACCCGUGUUUGGGGUUUUUUGUUGUGGGUUUUUUGUUUUUUUUUCAUUCUCCGAACAGAAGCGAGGCAAAAGUGGAAGUUGGAGGUAGCAGCAGAGGGCACUCUGGCAUCUGCUUCUGGAAGCAGCAGAGUUUAGCUAACAAUGGCAUCCACACUGAAUCUGAAAGAACCUACUGGCAGCCAAAGUUCAUGGGAGACUUUGCUGCCAGACUUUCCCAACGGACCCCUUUGCAGAUAUCGUCAGAAAGCUUCCUUCAGCUGGAAGGAAAUGGCAGUGUUAUUAGAUGGCAAAGAUAUCAUUCAUCUUAAGAACAGAAUCUUCUCUGCUCUGGAAAGUGAUCCUCUCUUUGCACAUCAACCUGGAGAAGAUUUGUGCCAUGAGAAAUAUCAGGAGCUGACAUUCCUACGCUGUAAAAGGCUUUUUGAGUAUGAGUUUCUCACUCAGCAAGAGAUCAUGGAGAACCCACUAAGGAUAUUUAAUAUGGUGAUCUGUGUAGGAAUGUAUGAUUGGUCUCCGUGUCUCCAGUUUUUCUUACAUUGUGGUGUAUUUGGAGGUGCGAUUUUGAGUGCUUCUAAGAGGUUUUCACACCUUCUGGAAAAGGUUUAUAACAUGGAGAUUUUUGGAUGUUUUGCUCUGACUGAACUCAGCCAUGGAACAAAUACCAAAGGCAUACGGACUACUGCUACGUUUGACCAUAGCACUCAGGAAUUUAUCAUCAAUACUCCUGACUUUGAAGCAGCAAAGUUCUGGGUUGGUAAUAUGGGGAAACAUGCCACUCAUGCAGUUGUGUAUGCCCAGCUCUAUACUCCUGAUGGACAAUGCCAAGGAUUACAUUCCUUUAUUGUACAGCUUCGAGAUACGAAAACUCUCCUACCAAUGCCAGGUGUGAUGGUAGGUGACAUUGGAAAGAAAAUAGGACUGAAUGGGUUGGACAAUGGAUUUGCUGUGUUCCACAAUGUGAGGAUACCUAAAGAAAACAUAGUGAAUACAGCUGGAGAUGUCACAGCUGAAGGGAAGUACUCAAGUUCAACCAAGGAUGCUAAAGAGCGGUUUAGUGCAGUUCUGGGAUCCUUGUCCAGUGGCAGAAUUCUGAUCACAGCAAUUUCCACGACCAAUUUAAAGCUUGCCUUGUCAAUAGCCGUUCGCUUCUCUGCAGUUCGUCAUCAGUUUGGGCCAACUGAUGGUGAAGAAAUACCAGUUCUGGAAUACCAAACACAGCAAUGGCGUCUUCUUCCUUACCUGGCUGCCACAUAUGCCUUAGAUUAUUUCUCCAAAUCCCUGUUUGAGAACUUUGUAGAGUUUUAUGCAGGCUUAUUGACAAAGCAGAGGAGUCAGAGACAGACUGAUUUGGGACGUGAGAUUCAUGCUUUAUCUGCUGCCAGCAAACCAUUGGCUUCUUGGACUGCUCAGCAGGCAGCCCAGGAGUGCAGAGAAGCUUGUGGAGGACAUGGUUACCUGGCCAUGAAUCGUCUGGGUGAAAUCCGAAAUGACAAUGAUCCAAACUGCACAUAUGAGGGAGAUAACAACGUCCUGCUUCAGCAAACCAGCAACUACUUAAUGAGUUGGAUGAAUUGCAUAAGAGAUAGAGCUCCCAUUGAAUCCCCUUUUGGAACAAUAAACUUUUUGCAAGACUACCAUCAUAUCCUUGGCUGGAAAUUCACAGCCAUUAGUGUUGAAGAUUGCAUGGACUCCUCAGUUCCUUUAGCAGCAUAUAAGUGGCUGGUUUGCUACCUGCUCCGAGAAAGUGACCUCAAGCUGAGCAAGGAGAAACAGUCUGGAAAAAGUGAUUUUGAGGCAAAAAACAACUGCCAGGUGUACUACUGCAGGUCAUUAGCCACUGCUUUCAUUGAACUGACAGUCUUGCAAAGAUACCAUAACUACACUCAUGAUCCCAACAUACCCUCUACUCUGCAGCCAGUGCUUAAGAAUCUCAGUGCUCUCUAUGGACUCUGGUCUUUAAGUAAACAUCUGGCUGUGCUCUACCAAGGUGGCUAUGCUUCAGGUGAGCAAGCUGGUAGAUUUACACAAAAUGCUAUCCUGGAGCUCUGUUACAGAUUGAAAGAUGAUGCAGUUGCCCUGGUUGAUGUCCUUGCUCCUCCUGAUUUCAUUCUCAACUCUCCCAUUGGUAAAGCUAGUGGAGAGUUAUAUAAAAAUAUAUGGGGAGAGAUGCUUCAAGGCAGCAAAGCUCUGAACAGACCUUCGUGGUGGGCAGAAUUUUGUAUUAAUAAACCUCUUAUGGGCAGGCUGAGGUCAAGAUUGUAAAACAAACAACUUGUGAAGAGGCUGGAGGGGCCUGAGAUGUCAAACAUCAGGAGGAAAUGAGACCAUAUGUCAAACAAUGAAAAUGAAAGCGAUUUUCACAGAGAAGUGCCAAGUUUCAAAAUAACUUUGCAGUCAAGUCCAAGUUGGUCUCCGGGACUGUUAGCAUAAUAGUGACAGGGAGCUAGAGCAACACAUCUGCAUACUAUUCAUAUUUUCUCAAUUUAAUACAAAAAAAAUGAAGAUCACUGCUUUGCAAGGUUUGUAUAAAAGGGUUGAUCUGGUCAGUCUCAUGACUUUGCUGCUACUUUACAGAAGUGACAUAAUUUGUAAAAAAAUCCCACUAGGCAUUAUGGAUGAAUUGAACAAAAGUAGAAUAAAAGGGAACUUAAAGAAAAAAAGACAAAUGACAUCGAGAACACCAACAGUGAUAAACUCUAAUAAGGAGGGGGAGUAAUUUCCAACAGUCCCUUUGAAGUCUGUAAAGCUAUCCUGAUUUUCUUCAUAUGCCUCUGUGUUAAACUACUUGAUUGUUCUUUCAAAUCAGGAGAGGAUUGGGAUUGUAGAUAAUCUGUCUUUAAGUGGUGUAUAACUCUGUAGAUAAAAUUAAUUUAAAAUACUCAUGCAUGCAACUGUUUAAAAAAAUUUAUGGAAAUGCAAACUUUUAUAUCUUAUAAUCUGAUAACCAAAUCUGAUCAGUUAUAACAUUUUCAAUACUGCAAAGCCAGUAUCAAGCCUGGAAUACACUGACACACAGAAACUGCUUCUAUGUUUUAGGUCAAAAUAUACUGAAAUGAAUUAUUUCCAAUAUGGUUUUAUAAGAAUAUAUGACAGUGGUAGGCAUUAUAAAACAUAUCAAGAUAUUUCUUUAAGCUAUAUUAACUCAAAUAUUUUUAUUCAAAUAGACCAGACAAUAACAAAGCUUUGAAAAUCCAGAAUAUUUUCUGUUCUAGUUAUGCUUUGAAAAAGAGAUCCAGUUUUUCCUUUAUUGUAUGUAUGAAAUGAAGGACUGUUAAACCUAAUUCCUGUUGACCUUAUUGUUGUGAGCAACCCUCUCAAGCCAAAGAGAUUAUUAGCUAAAAAAUUGAGUGCUACUUAUGGCCAAUCAGGGAUGAAUUCUGGUUUGGACUAUUAAAUACAUAUGAUUUCAA